This is a messenger RNA of Euleptes europaea (tarantolino), 1168 nucleotides long. It is a transcript of the gene USP18, whose product is annotated as ubiquitin specific peptidase 18. The transcript is spliced from 10 exons. Gene Ontology annotation, cellular component: cytosol; nucleus. Lineage: Eukaryota; Metazoa; Chordata; Lepidosauria; Squamata; Sphaerodactylidae. Gene Ontology annotation, molecular function: cysteine-type deubiquitinase activity; cysteine-type endopeptidase activity. Gene Ontology annotation, biological process: protein deubiquitination. The record is from RefSeq and is a predicted model, not a curated record. Bases 1 to 1158 code for a protein of 385 amino acids.
AUGGGCCAAAGAGUGGGACGGCCAGAGAGAAGCAAGAAGAUAAGGCUGGAAGAAUACCAGACCAUGACUGCCGAGGUGGAGGAGGAGGAAGAAGAGGAGGAGGCAGAACAUACCAAGGAUGCUGCACAGAAACUCAGUCAGAAGCUGAAAGCCAUAUGCGGAUUGGCCGACUUAAGGAAUGAACCCGUUGGCCUGUACAAUAUUGGAUUCAGCUGCUGCCUCAACUCUUUGCUUCAGGUUUUCUUCAUGAACAGACGCUUCACUGCGAUACUCCGGAGGAUUAAAGUGCCGUAUGAAGCUGAGGAGCAGAAGUGGAGCGUCCCUUACCAAAUGCUCUUGCUCUUGGAGGAGAUGCAGCAAUGCAGGCACAAAUCAGUGCAUCCCAUGUGUCUUGCCAACUGCCUUUCAAAGCACAGAGUCAGAUUGUUCGUUCUUUAUGAUGCCUCUCAACUCUUCCUGAUUCUCUGGAACCUCAUUAAGAGCCAAAUCACAAAUUUAGAUCUGGCGGAAAGUCUGACGGAUCUGUACACCAUCCGCUUGCGAGAGUACCUGGUGUGUCAGAAGUGCUCGCUGGAGACAAAGAAGAACAGCAACAUGCUGAUGCUCCCCCUUCCAAUGUUCGAUUAUGAUUCUCAUCGGGUCAAGACCUUGGAAGAUUCGUUACGUUGCUUCUUUGCACCAGAACAUCUGACGGAGGACAACGUGUGCUACUGUGAGCGGUGUGACAGGAAAACGGCGUGUCUAAAGGGCAUGAAAGUAACCCAUCUACCUCCAACCCUGACGUUGCACCUGAAGCGUUUCUGUUCCAAGCACGGCGACAGGACUCAGAAGAUUGGCCAUUACUUGUCCUUCCCUCAGAAUCUAGACUUCAGCCAGAUCCUGACACGAGAACAAUAUCAGCCAGAGGCUCCGGAGGAGGACAGCGGGUUGUAUGAUCUCUUUGCCGUUGUUGCACACUCGGGAUCAGCCAGCUGUGGCCACUACUGUGCAUACAUUUGGAGUCUCACGGAUCGCAAGUGGUAUUGCUUCAAUGACUCCAGCGUCUGUCAGGUGUCCUGGGAUGACGUCAGGUGUACCUAUGGCCAUUCGAGUCUCCGCUGGAGCGAAACGGCCUAUCUUCUGGUUUACCGGAAAAAGGAGUCAGCAGCUGCAGUCUGAUCCAUAAGCU